Messenger RNA from Tachysurus fulvidraco (yellow catfish), 1623 nucleotides. RefSeq names its product calpain-2 catalytic subunit-like. Bases 88 to 1521 code for a protein of 477 amino acids. Gene Ontology annotation, cellular component: cytoplasm. Gene Ontology annotation, biological process: proteolysis. Gene Ontology annotation, molecular function: calcium-dependent cysteine-type endopeptidase activity. NCBI's taxonomy places the organism in Eukaryota, Metazoa, Chordata, Actinopteri, Siluriformes, Bagridae. The transcript has 12 exons. The record is from RefSeq and is a predicted model, not a curated record.
GAAACCAAAACUAAUUGAUCCUCACUUUGAUGACAACAACGCAUUCAACAACACUUUGUCACACACGUCUCAACAGAAGGCAGAAACAUGUCUGUAUCAAAGUACCUGGAUCAGGACUACGAGGUCCUCCGGAGUCAAUGUCUGAGGGAAAAGAAGCUAUUCUGCGAUCCUCACUUCCCAGCUGCGCCUGAGUCUCUGGGCUGUAAUGAAUUAGGACCCAAUGCAGACAAGACCAAAGGGGUGGAAUGGAAAAGGCCUGGGGAUUUAUGUCAAAAACCUCAGUUCAUUAUCGCAGGAGCCACACGUGCCGAUGUCUGUCAAGGAAAACUGGGUGACUGUUGGUUGAUGGCGGCUAUUGCUGCUCUCACUCUGGACCAACACAUUCUCGCUCGUGUGAUUUAUCCUGAACAGAACUUUGAGGAUAAGUAUGCUGGCAUCUUUCACUUUCAGCUCUGGCAGUACGGCCAGUGGGUAGACGUCGUUGUUGACGACAGGCUUCCCACCAUUAAAAGAAGGCUGCUUUUUGUGAAGUCUAAAGACCAAACUGAAUUCUGGAGUGCGCUCCUGGAGAAGGCUUAUGCUAAGGUGAACGGUUGCUAUGAGAAUCUCAUUGGAGGUUUUGCCAGUGAAGCCAAUGAGGAUUUCACAGGAGGAAUUGCAGAGUACUUCCCUCUAAACAAAGCCCCGCAGAACCUGUUUAACAUCAUGGAGAAAGCUCUGAAUCGGGGUUCUCUGCUCAGCACCUCCAUUUCUGCCAGCAAAGACCAAAAAGAACACGAGACCGCAGAGCAGCUGGUGAAAACACAUGCCUACUCCAUCACUGCUGCACAGAAGGUGAAAGUGAGGGAGAGUGAUAAAGUCGUGGAAUUGGUCCGUCUCAGAAAUCCCUGGGGCUACCUGGAGUGGAACGGUGCCUGGAGUGAUGGCUCCAAAAAGUGGGAUCAAGUCUCACAAGAGGAUAAGACCAAGCUAAAUUACAAAGCUGAUGAUGGAGAGUUCUGGAUGACAUAUGAAGAUUACAUUCAGCGUUAUUCAAAGCUAGAGAUUUGCAACUUGACUCCAGACACUCCAAGUGAUGAUUUGAGAUGUUGGAACGCUUGCCAAUUCGAGGGCACCUGGAAAAUAGGCACUACGGCUGGUGGCUGCCUGAAACUCGCAGCUACAUUCUGCACAAACCCACAGUAUCGGGUGAAACUGGACAUCGACAGUCAGGGUGAUAACAAAUGUUCAGCACUUGUGGCACUGAUGCAGAAAGGUGCGCGCCAAGGCAAACAAAAAGGAGUCGAAAACUACAAAAUUGGCUUCUACAUCUACAAGGUUCCAGAUAAGUAUAAAGGAAAGCAGGACGUCUGCCUUGGACCUGAAGAUCUGCGUAGACCGGUGGCUCAAAGCGAAUUUGUGUGCAGGCGGGAGGUGUGUCAACGCUUCGACCUUCCGCUUGCUGAAUAUGUGAUCAUUCCUGCCGCUUAUGAGUCGAACAAAGAAGCCAACUUCGUGUUGCGUGUGUUUUCUGAGAAGUAGGCUGCAUGAUUUUGAGUUGAAGUCACAAGACUGCCAAUACUGUUGUAUGUUUAAGCAGUCAUAUAAAAAUAAAAAAAAGGAUAAUGCCUCAAUUGAAAGUUG